AUCAAUCAUCGUCCAUUUAGGCGAAAACUUUGUGCAGUUUGUGGAAAAAUGGUAUCAUCCUGCCAAUCUUCCAAUACCAAUACAUAGACGAACCAACGGUCCACAUCCCACCGCCGCUGCCAGCGUCGUCAACCACCAGCGCUCGUCUUUCUUGUGUAAAGCCCAUAUUUUUUCAUCUAGUAAAAUUGCCUCCUUUGAUCUGAAAAUCAUCAACAUGCCAUCUCUUAUUCAAGAAAAUCACCUUUACCGUCGCACGUUUUUAACCGAGAACCAAAGGAAACUCCUUUUCCUCCUCUUCAAAUGCAUCAUAAUGGCACUUGUAGUGGCCCUCUUCCUUUUCUUCAUUGGCUUCGCAACAAUUGUUCUUCUUCACUUUCUCAUGAUGACCAACGCCUUCCGACGCCGCUGCAUCCGCAUCAACGAGUUCCUUUUCUCCGACCCCAUCGCCGCCACUUCCUCCGCCGCCACCGCGAAAAUCUCCAACUUGCAUGAACUGCAGGAUCUUGUGCCCAAAGUUGAGUAUAGUGCCUCAACAUUUUCAAAAACCACGGAUUGUGCCAUCUGCUUGGAAUCUUUUAUAGAAGGAGAUAACUGUAAAAUUCUGCCUUCUUGUGAGCACUUAUUUCAUGCGAAUUGUGUGGAUCAGUGGCUUGGGAGAAAGCCUAAUUGCCCCACUUGUCGAGCCAGGGUUGAUAUGGAUCUUACGACGAGGUUGAGAACCAGUGCUGCUGAUCGGUGGAAGAUGCUUUGGGAAGUAGGAGGGUAAUUUGAACUAGCUUCUACUCAAUUGAAAAUCCAAGGGCUUUUGAAAUUUAUGCUGGAGUUUUUUUCAAUGAAUUAAAUGCAGAAAUAAGAAAUGAACACCAAGAUUUGGAAGUGGCUCCAGAUGAAGCCCGCUUGCAUUGUUUGAAAAAGGAGUUUAGAGUUUACAGAUCAACACUCAAUCUCUAUCAAGAACGUUAGAAAGGCAUAGAAAACUCGUCCCAGAUUUCUAAACUACCCAAGGAGUAAACAACCUAGCCCACAAUUUACAAACCCAGGCUCAAUUUAAGAGGAAACCAAUUUAUUUAUAUAUUUAUUUUUUGUUAAAGAGUAAAAAUCUGUUAGCGAAUCUGAAGAUUUAGAAA
Messenger RNA from Olea europaea var. sylvestris, 1127 nucleotides. Its product is annotated as E3 ubiquitin-protein ligase ATL23-like. Bases 215 to 766 code for a protein of 183 amino acids. The transcript is spliced from 2 exons. NCBI's taxonomy places the organism in Eukaryota, Viridiplantae, Streptophyta, Magnoliopsida, Lamiales, Oleaceae. The record is from RefSeq and is a predicted model, not a curated record.